Aspergillus versicolor CBS 583.65 is the source of this 522-nucleotide messenger RNA. RefSeq names its product CinA family protein. The coding region runs from base 1 to 522 and encodes 173 amino acids. NCBI's taxonomy places the organism in Eukaryota, Fungi, Ascomycota, Eurotiomycetes, Eurotiales, Aspergillaceae. The record is from RefSeq and is a predicted model, not a curated record. The transcript has 4 exons.
AUGGCCGAAUUCCCUCCUCCAAGUCUCGCCCCUCUAGCCCAGGAAGUCGUCGACCUCCUCAAGGCCCGAAGCGAAACAGUCUCCGUAGCUGAAACGGCAGCCGGCGGUCUCAUCUCAGCCUGUCUCCUCUCCACCCCAGGAGCAUCGGCUAUAUACAAAGGCGGACUAACUGUAUAUACACUCGAAUCCCGCCUCGCAUUCGCAGGCUGGACACAGGCAAAUAUCGAGAACUAUAGAGGCCCCACCACUGAAAUCGUAAGCCAGAUGGCGGAACAUACCAGGCAGACGCUCUUCUCGACGUACGCGGUCAGCGAGAGCGGUACUGCGGGACCGACGGGGGGGUCGACAAGGAAUCGCACUCCUGGAUAUGUGGCUAUUGCUGUAUCCGGUGCGCAUGGAUGUUCCACGCGUGAGGUUGAGACCGGGAGUAGUAACCGGGCGGAGAAUAUGGUUUCGUUUGCGAGGGAGACCUUGCAGCUUUUGAAGGAGGUGUUGACGAAGACUGAGGGCUCUACUCUUUAA